This is a messenger RNA of Cornus florida, 1084 nucleotides long. RefSeq lists its product as uncharacterized. Lineage: Eukaryota; Viridiplantae; Streptophyta; Magnoliopsida; Cornales; Cornaceae. The coding region runs from base 273 to 986 and encodes 237 amino acids. The record is from RefSeq and is a predicted model, not a curated record. The transcript is spliced from 2 exons.
AAGAAAGAUAACUCCAGAAUUAGGCCGUGUCUCUAAUUUAGUAAGAAAGUAGUCAUCUGCUUUACUCUGCCGUAGUUUUUAUGGUUGAAUGUUGCAUUGAAAGAGGUCCAUAUACAUAUUUCUUACUGUUUAUAUCGUAAUAUAUAUAUAUAGCCAAGCUGGUCAGACACCAGAAAGAAGAUAGCUAACUAGAUAGAGAAGAAGUGCAAAUUAAGGUGCCUAGAGAGAGAGAGUGUGUGUGUGUUCUGGAGAGAGAAAGAAAAACAAAAAAGAUGGAAUGGAAGAAAUGUUAUCUGGAUGUGAUAUUGGUGCCAUUGGGUUUAUUGAUAACUGUGGCUUACCAUGUUUGGUUAUGGCACAAGGUCCGAACCCAACCGAUGACGACUAUAAUUGGCACAAAUGCCAGUGGACGACGCAUGUGGGUCUCAGCUAUCAUCAAGGACAAUGACAAGAAAAACAUACUGGCCGUCCAAACCAUCCGAAACACGAUCAUGGGGUCGACCUUAAUGGCGACUACAUCCAUCCUUCUGUGUUCGGGCUUGGCUGCCGUCAUAAGCAGUACUUACAGCAUCAAAAAGCCGCUCAACGACACCAUCUACGGUGCUCAUGGUGAAUUCAUGGCGGCACUAAAAUACGUGACACUAUUGCUCAUCUUCCUGUUUUCGUUCCUGUGCCACUCUCUCUCGAUUAGGUUUGUGAACCAGGUGAACUUCCUCAUAAACUGUCCGAUGGACCACACGUGCAUGGUGAUCACACCGGAGUACGUGUAUGAGCUUCUUGAGAAGGGCUUCGUGCUGAACACGGUCGGGAAUCGGCUUUUCUACGCAGCGCUUCCGCUUCUGCUUUGGAUCUUUGGGCCUGUGUUAGUGUUCUUGUGUUCAGUCACUAUGGUCCCAGUGCUUUACAACCUUGACUUCGUGUUUGGAAGUGUUAGUGGAAAGGUUGAUGAGAAUAGAAAUAGUAGUGACUUUGAAUCAUCAGUGUAACAAGUUUUAUAUAUUAAUUUUAAUAACAUGAUUUGAGUGCUUAGUUAUGUGCACGUCAUUGGGCAUUAAUUAGUGCUUGCUUUUUGCUUUUUUAAUAU